Messenger RNA from Onthophagus taurus, 1514 nucleotides. It is a transcript of the gene Hydr2, whose product is annotated as abhydrolase domain-containing protein 2. NCBI's taxonomy places the organism in Eukaryota, Metazoa, Arthropoda, Insecta, Coleoptera, Scarabaeidae. The record is from RefSeq and is a predicted model, not a curated record. Gene Ontology annotation, biological process: medium-chain fatty acid catabolic process; steroid hormone receptor signaling pathway; sperm capacitation. Gene Ontology annotation, molecular function: acetylesterase activity; monoacylglycerol lipase activity. Gene Ontology annotation, cellular component: sperm plasma membrane; sperm flagellum.
UGACAUUUUAACAGUCGUUCAAGUUUCAAGUCGUCGGGGGUAUAUUGAAUGAUCGGCGUCCGUAGGAAAACUCCUGUGACCUCGGGGUGUUCCAACGGAAGAAGAAAAACAUCAUCUUUAUACAGUGAGGGUUAUCAUCGAAAAUGUCCACCGCCCUCUUAGCCAUUAUCGCUGUCAUAUUGUGUGUUCUCUUUCGGAUAUUAAAUGUAAACAGUCAACCUCAACGUCCGUCCAUUUGGUGUUCAGAUAAAACGUUUUUUGAGAGCAUCUUAAGGAUAUCGCCACUUUUAGAAGAAGAAUACAUUCCUACAAGAUUAUGGGGUUUCAGCGGUCAUGUUCAAACGAUUCUUCACAGCAUCGUCGGCCGUGUAAAAUGUCCGUGGCCAACGGGAGAAAGAACUUAUCUUUAUUUAACAGAUAAUGCCACGUUAACAUACGAUUUGUAUCAACCGUUAGGGGCCGCGUAUGAAGAUGAAAUUACUAUCGCGGUUUGUCCAGGAAUUGGAAAUACUUCAGAGAGCGUUUACGUUCGAACUUUUGUCCAUUUAGCUCAAUGUCACGGUUAUCGAUGUGCCGUUUUGAACCAUGUCGGAGCUUUAAGAAGUGUACCAGUUACUUCACCAAGAAUUUUUAGCUAUGGUAAUACAAAUGACUUCCACGAAAUGUUGAAUCAUCUCACCGGAAAGUAUCCAGAAAGUAAGUUUCUUUGCGUUGGUUUUAGUUUGGGUGGUAAUCUUAUAACAAAAUAUAUGGGUGAAACUGAUCGCGAACGGCCUUUAGGAAUAAUUGGUGCGAUUUCUGUUUGUCAAGGAUACAAUGCAAUUGAGGGAACGAAAUAUUUAUUAAACUGGCAAAACUUUCGUCGCUUUUACCUUUACAUAAUGACCGAAAACAUGAAAACCAUUAUAUUACGUCACAGGACAGUUUUGCUGUCGGAUGAAAUGAAAUCGCGUUUUAAAUUAAACGAACACGAAAUUAUUUCCGCCGCUACAUUACCGGAACUUGAUGACGCUUACACAAAACGGGUACAUUCGUUUAAAACCAUUUCGGAUUUAUAUAAAUGGAGCUCAAGUAUUAAUUAUUUAAAUAAUAUUAAUAAUACUGCAACUCCAAUGGUGUUUAUUAAUUCUUUGGAUGAUCCAAUAGUUCCAGAUGCGCUUUUAGAUCCAAUACGGAAUUAUGCUGAGACGCACAAUAACACUUUAUACAUUCAGUUAGCACAUGGAGGUCAUUUGGGAUUUUACGAAGGCGGACUAUUGUAUCCAAAUCCAGUGACGUGGCUCGAUAGAGCUUUAGUUUCAUUAAUUGGAAGCUUAAUGUUACAUCACAACGACGUUCCGAUGAAAUCUGACGCUCAUCUACUGUCUCAACCAUUGUGAUAUUGUUAUAAUAGUAUUAUUUUGUAUGAAAGGAAAAAUUAAUUUAUUUGCUAUUUGAGACUUACAUAUUAGUAGCUUAAAUGUUUCGCUUAAAAGUUAUUAUUAUUAAUGCACAUUAUAAAAAAUUUAGACGGA